Messenger RNA from Nerophis ophidion (straightnose pipefish), 3288 nucleotides. RefSeq names its product SH2B adapter protein 2. The transcript has 10 exons. The record is from RefSeq and is a predicted model, not a curated record. Gene Ontology annotation, biological process: antigen receptor-mediated signaling pathway; intracellular signal transduction. The coding region runs from base 388 to 2466 and encodes 692 amino acids. Gene Ontology annotation, molecular function: transmembrane receptor protein tyrosine kinase adaptor activity. Lineage: Eukaryota; Metazoa; Chordata; Actinopteri; Syngnathiformes; Syngnathidae. Gene Ontology annotation, cellular component: plasma membrane.
AAAGGGCAAACCGGAAGAUGUUCGUCGCCUUCCUCCCGCUAGCUUGUGUGUGCCGGGCGCAGCAGAGUGAAGGCGGCAAGCAAGCAGGCAGGCUGAGCAGCUAGCAGUCUCCGCGGGGAUGGAGGACACAGGCGGACCCCAGCCGUGAACAGACAGGCGUUUCCGGGAGAGUGUUCCAAGCCCAACCGGAGUUAAGGAGCGGAAUGGUGUCCACCGGCGGCGUCAUCAUGACAACCAUCCCGCACUGAGUGGAAGCAUCCCCAGUACGGGGGCGGCCGGUCGGAGGAGGCAAGAGAGUCGCAGCUGCCUCUUUGACAGGUGCACGAGGAACGACGCAAGCUCCGCUCAUGUCUACGCCUCUCCUCGGCGGGUUGGCAUGGCCCAGUGAUGAACGGAGCGGGUGUGCCCGGUAGCCCGGAGCUCUCCUCCUCAUGCCCACUGCCUGACUGGCGGGAAUUCUGCCAACUUCACGCUCGAGCGUCGGCCGUCGACUUUGCCGACAAGUUCCAGCGCUUCCUGUCGGAGAAUCCUUGCUACGACUCACCCGGCGCUGACACCAGCUUCUCGCAACACUUUGCCAAACAUUUCCUGGAGUGCUUCUCAGCGGCUCUGACCCAAGCCCGGGAGAACCAGACGUCCUCGCCGGGGGAAAACGGAUUGAACGUAGCGCCCAAGUACAGUAUUGUUCCUUUUCUAGGGAUACAAGGCUGCCCCUUGUCUUACAGUCACGACUUGUACCAGAAACGCAAGGACGCUGGGGCUUCCAGCGAAUCCCUGGACAGCAUGGACAGUGGCGGGGGCCGGAUGGAAGGUGGAGGCAGCGCCCCGCCCUGCAGCCGGGGUCCUCAACACACCCACAAGGUGUCUGCUUUGGGUCAAUCCAGAAGUUCUGAAGAUGUGUCUGUGAGCCACCCCAAAGCUCGCUUCAAGAAGGGCUUCUCCUUGAGGAACAUGAGCCUUUGUGUGGUUGACGGGGUGAAGGAGAUGUGGCAUCGUCGUGCUUCCCCAGAACCGGACGGUCCAUCUGCAGCUAGAAAGCCUAACGGGAGUGGCGGCGGCGGAGCGGGAGGUGAGGCAGCAGGAGGAGACAGGUGGUCCCAAAAGCUGCGACUACCCAGAGGCCCCCAGGGCCACAAGACGGAGAUGCUGGAGAUACAGAGGGAAGGAGCGCUGAGGUACAUGGUGGCCGAUGACACCAACUGCAUGGGCGCCGCACAGUGGCAGAAGUGCCGCCUGCUGCUGAGGAAGACCAAGAAAGACGAAGGAGCUGAGAGAUUCCUGCUGGAGUUCUACGUACCACCAAAGUCGUCCAAACCGAAGGUGAGCAUUCCCUUGACGGCCAUUGUGGAGGUGAGGACCACCAUGCCCCUUGAAAUGCCUGACAAAGACAACACUUUUGUUCUCAAGGUGGAAAACGGGGGCGAAUACAUUCUGGAAACCAUCGACUCGCUGCAGAAAAACUCCUGGGUUGCUGACAUCCAGGACUGCAUAGACCCCGGCGACAGCGGCGACGACAUCGAGCUGGCGUCGUGUCCUCACGGUCAGGCGUCCUCCAAAGACUGCUCCAUGGUGGCCUCCUGCAGCUGUGAGCUGCUCUCCGAGGGUGUGUAUCGAGCGCCGGAGAGGUUGUGUCCUGCCGUGGCGGAACACUACAGUUUCCCCGCCGUGCGCUGCAGAGAACCAGCCUUCACCCAGCAUCCAUCCCACAUGCCUUUGGAGCGCUUCCUCCAGUCCCCAGAGGUCCUGGCCUCCAACUCUGCAGCAGGUGGCAGCGACGGAGCCAAGGACUCUGAGGGCGAGGCCAGCCUGGCAGGAUACCCAUGGUUCCACGGAACUCUGUCUCGUGUGCGAGCGGCUCAGCUGGUGUUGGCGGGCGGGGCGAGGAGCCACGGGCUUUUUGUCAUCCGGCAAAGUGAGACGCGGCCCGGCGAGUACGUGCUCACCUUCAACUUCCAAGGCAAAGCCAAGCAUCUGCGUUUGUCCGUCAACGACAACGGCCAGUGCCACGUCCACCAUUUGUGGUUCCACACCGUGUCGGACAUGCUGAGACACUUCCACGCUCACCCCAUCCCGCUGGAGUCUGGGGGGUCGGCUGACAUCACCUUGCGCUCCUACGUCCAAGUGCAGAGAAGCGCCCCGGCAGAUGUGACCGUGCCUCCGGUCCUGACCCCGCCCAGAGACGCAGGUUGCCGCCCGGACUCGGCCCAGCCGGCUCUGCACCCUCUCGGAGUCCCUUCCUCGACGGGGCCCCCGCCCGACGCCCCCCUCUCCUCGAGUACCUCAUCGUCGCCCACCGCCCUCCCCUCCCUCUCCCGCAGCGACCCAGGCAUAGGGGGAGGCUUACAGAGCCGCAGCAACAGUUCGGAGCGCCUACUGGAGGCCUCCGGCGGCGCGUCUGAGGACUACCACGAUGCCGACGGGACUCGAAGGGCCCGCGCUGUAGAGAACCAGUACUCUUUCUACUGAAGGUGAAAGCGGCCCCAAUUUACAGCAUCAGACGGGGUGUUUGUUUUUGUUCCAAUUUCCUGUUUUCUAAUUGAAGAGGCUGAGCGGGAUGAAUCCAUCAGGCCGCACAGCUGGGCUUCACACUGUCAAAGCGUGACGUGGAGGCUUACAAGUGGGGGAGAGUCACAGUGGGGCUGGGUGGAGCGGCAAGGAUGUGUGUGGGCAGAAAGAGCAACAGGAAGUCAUCCCGUACACUCAUAUGGCUUUCAUUCACUUCAUCUCACCGCUUCCCCUUGACACAGGAAAAUCCAAAAUGACCCUGUCCGUGUUUUUAAAGCUGCUUCCAGUUCCAUCUCGGGGGUUCUUCGUCCUCUUCCUCUUCCUCGUCCUAGCAUCAGCACACAAGGGAUGGCUGUGUUAGCAUUAGCUCGGCGCUCAUGGAGGUCUUAUGCUGCGUUGGAGAAAACUGGAACAACAGAAGCAGUUUUGGCGGCAAAACAAAUACUAUUUGGUUCACAUUUUACAGACUAACUUCUUUUUGAAUCAGCUUGUUUUUAAUCGCUGACUCUAUCUAAAUACGCAAAAAAGCCUAUUGCAAUGCGCUAUCUCACUUACAAUUUUUUAAUAUGCAUAUAUAUAUAUAUGUAUGUAUAUAAAAUUAUACAUACACGUUAGGUCAGGAAAAAACACAGAGGCUAUUUCAUGGGGAUUUUAUCAAAUCCCUGAAGAGAAACCUGCGAAACAGGCUUGUGGGGAUGACAUAGCCUCUGUUUUUACCUGACAUAACAUAUAUUCUGCUCUACCCCGGUAUUGAGCACGGUAUAACGGAUAAACCAUAGAAAC